Tyto alba (common barn owl) is the source of this 6344-nucleotide messenger RNA. RefSeq names its product trafficking regulator of GLUT4 (SLC2A4) 1 (gene TRARG1). NCBI's taxonomy places the organism in Eukaryota, Metazoa, Chordata, Aves, Strigiformes, Tytonidae. The record is from RefSeq and is a predicted model, not a curated record. Gene Ontology annotation, cellular component: membrane. Bases 90 to 632 code for a protein of 180 amino acids. The transcript is spliced from 3 exons.
CCUCCUCCGGCACGGCCUCCCGCGGGGCGGUGGGCCCCGAGCGCAGAGCGGCGGCGGCGGGGCGAGCUCCGAGCCCGCUCCGCCGGGCCAUGGCGAGCAGCGGCUCCGCGCCCGGGGGCUCGGGCUCGGGCUCCGGCUCGGGCUCGGGCACGGCGCUGCCCACCCGCUUCCAGGAGACCGAGAAGCUGCUGGCGGCGACCGACGGCCGGGAGGAGAAGGGCCUCCGCGGCUCCAAAUCCUUCACCGCCGCUUUGCCCGGCGAGGCGGAGCGCAACGGGCACGGGCUCGCCUACAAGUCGGUGUCGGUCGGGCACCUGGAGGCGGCCCCGCUCUCGCCGUCCCGGCUCAGCCUGGGCAGAGCCUCCUCCACGGCCACCAGCACGGCGGCAGCGGAGCAGGGCCGCCCGCGGGACUACCUGGUUCUCGCCAUCUUCUCCUGCUUCUGCCCCGUCUGGCCCAUCAACGUCGUGGCCCUCGUCUUCUCCAUCAUGUCAAGGAACAGCGGGCAGCAAGGGGACAUGGACGGAGCCCGGCGACUCGGCCGCAUGGCCAGGCUGCUCAGCAUCGUCUCCAUUAUCCUGGGGACCAUCAUCAUCGUGCUCUACAUUUCACUCAGCAUCAGAGUUUCCUAGAAGAUGUUUUAGCAUGCAAAUACCUCGAAGAGGAGGAAGACAACUUUCCUUUUGGGGUUUUUACUUUCAGCCUUGCAACAAAAAAUUGUCACAGUGUAGGUGGGCAGCCCUAGACAGCCUGCUCUGGAGCACCGUCUGAAGGAACGCAUGCUUCUACUUCACCGCCUCUUGGAAAUGAGUUUGUACAAGUGAUGGGAUAAAAAACACCGCAAGAAGGCAUGGGAAUGAGCAUCGGACGCCAAGCGGAGAGGAGAAGGGGGAAAUCCACUACCUCAUUCCCCUCCAGCAAAACUCACGGAGUGGGGAGACAACUAAAGUACAAGAGGAGGAGAGAGUUUCAAGAACGAAGCUUAUUUUAAAAGAAAAUUUAAAGCGAGAACAGGACAUUUUGAGGAAUCCUCCUAAGAGUUUUGGCACAAGUCACUGAAUUUUUGGGGGGUUGUUGGUUUUUAAAUCGUCAAAUUCUCUGUCUCUACAAAAAAAAAAAAACAAAAAAAACAAACAAAACAAAAAAAAAAAACCAAAACAAACAACAAAGCUCAAACUGCCAUCGGGAGCUGAAAGCUGUUCCAUGGAGGAGGAGGGAGAGCAGAGCUGCAGCAGGACCACGGCUCUGCUCCGAACGAAACGCAGCCACAAAAGCUGGAGGAUGUGGUGGGUGCUUUUGUAUUUUUGAUGAAAAAAAAAAAAAAAAAAAAAGAGACAAUGACCAUUUGCAUGCCUUUGGGAAUGUUCUCUAUGUCUGUUCCUACAAGCUCUUUUAUCACUUAGGGCAGAUCUCAGAGCUGACAGAGCAGGAUGUUGCUGCAUGAGAAUGCCAGGCUCCUCCUCACCCCGAUCCCAUGGUGGGGUUUUUAAUGGAAGGAAAAAUAAUGCUUUCUUUGUGAACCCACACAUUUCUCUCUCUGUGCACCCAAAGUGAGGUUAAUACUCACGGCGCUGAGAAAAGAGCCUGGUUAAUCUGUAGCAGUGUACCAAGAGCCCAUUUUACCCACUUACACAUUUAUGUCAUGUCAUGUCCAUCACACAAAAGCAUCAGUGUGAUCCAGACCCCGCCACUAUCAGUGUUUAUCUCCCCAACUCUUUUGGGCCUCAGCUUAGGGCCUUCCAGGAGAUUUUCAGAGCUGUGGAGGAGUUUAGGAUUCCUGCUCCUGUCCCUGCACCCCUCACACGCUCUUCUGCAUCUCUGAAAAUCUCCAGCAUCCCCAGAGUUGGCUGGGGUCAGUUCCACAAGUAGUAUUAUUUUUUAACGUUUUAUAUUUAACAUAACAAGAAAAUACACUUUGCUUCUCCCAACCUGCCUGUACGUACCCCGUGCCCCGCCACGUCUUCCACCUUGCGCGGCUCCUCGGCUUUUUCCCGCAGGAUUCGAUUCUGCCACGCUCCCUCCAGCCUCCGUCCAGCCCCAGACCCUCUUCCUCCCCCUCUCCCUGUCCUUGCUGGUUGUUACUGGGGUUGGUCCUCUAUCCAGCCACCCAGACUAUGCAAAGUUUCAUUGCCUGUUAUUUUAUUCAGGCUUUGUAGAUGGCUUCUGGCCAUAUCCAUUGGCUCCGUAUUAGCUGAGCCUCUCUCUUUUAUCAAAACUUUGCGGGCACAAGUUCCUGGCCAAGAGCUGCACUCCCCAGCCUUUCUGUUGUCUCCAGUUGACAGCCUGGGACCUAGAAAUAUGGACUGCACUAACAAAUAAGGUGUUUCAGGGCACUUCUGCUCUCUAGCACCCACAUUCUGAAAAACAAACAAACAAACAAACCCCAAACUUUAGACCAAAUCUAAUGCUUCUGAGGACUUGUCUACAUGGAGAAUCUACUGCAUACCAUAAGACACUUCACCACAUGGCGACUGCUUGGCACUAACUUCUCUGGAGUGUCUGAGUGGGCACACGUGGGCUUAGCACAGGGUAGUGGUCCACUGUAAACCCACCCUGUGGUUCCUCUGCAGUAGCUAAUGUGCAAAGCCAUGGGCAUCGCUGUGAAAAUUCUCAUCAUCUGUUUGAUUGCUCCUCUUUAAAUUGUUUUCUUCUGCUAGACAUUACUUGAAUCCAGGGCCUAAGAAACCCAAAUCCCUUAGACACACUAACAUUUUUCUCUACAUUAAAAAGGGAUUCCAGGGACUCACAGCAAUAGCACACCACUACAGCACUUUCUUGGGCUCCAUUCCCAUCCACCCCUUUGCCAGUGCUUUAUUACAAACCAUUGGCUUCUAAAAUGGACCAAAUUUGCAACCUUUCUUUUGCGAUUCAUUUUGUGUGAGCUUCAGCAAGCAGGGGCUGCUGAGUGCUGCUGGGUGUGAGCUCCCACCCGCAGCUGCUGCCAGCGUGCCCCUUGGCACCAGAUCUCUUCUUCCUGAGCUACUCAGAAACCCUCCCUUGGAGAUUCAAACUCUCAUCUUAUGGUUGAUGACAUCCCACCAAAUCCCCCAAACAUUUCCUUCUUUAACGCUUGAACCCGAAAGCUGCUUGCUGGGAAGCAUGCACUAUAUUUUCCUGAGAUGCAUAAGGGCAGUGCUGCCUGUGUGUGCAUCUUCUGCCCUUUGCUCUUUGAGCUGCUGAAAUUCAGCUUAUGGUAAGAGCUGAGCAAGCUCCUCCUUGGGCAGGAAGAGUCAACAUUCAGGGAAAACCGCUGCAAUGAGUUAUAGUACUUGAGAGCGCCAAGUAUUUAUUAAGUAAGAAUUUAAAUGCUCUUUUAUCAUUACAUAAAGCCUUUCAUCUAAAGUGCUUUACCACAUUUAAAGGAUUAAACCUUGCCACCCCCCAUGAGGUGGGUCAGCAUUACGCUGCUCUAAUUGCACCGAUGGCAAAGUUGCUCAGUCACAUGCACUGUGCAGCUCCAAAAAGAAACCAGUUUUUCUUUCUCUUCCUUAGUAGGACCAUGUAUGAACACAGAUUUCCUUUAAAUCUGAUUUUCCCAAAGGGAUCUAGGCAAACAUACGCUACACUGCAAAACGGACUGGGAUACUUAAAGUCGUAGGAACAAGGGGGGUUUUUGCAAGGCAGCUGCAAUAGUCCUUGCCAGGAGAAGUCCCAGGCUGGUGAAGCACAGAGCAGUGGAGGUACCCAGAUUCAUCUGAAUGCAGGAGAAGGCAGAAGUUUUCCCCCAAAACCCCACAGUGAUGAUUCGUUGCAUGCAACCCAAACAUGGUUUGUGCCUCCUGUCUUAGCCUGUAUCAUCAGGCUGCUGAGGCAACUGCUUCUUGUCUCACUAUUAAGUAUAAUAAAAAAGAAACACUAAGACACUUAAAUUACUUUAAUUUUAAAAUCUUUCUGAUUAGAUAGAAUUGUAUUGCACUCUUGAAUACAGCUUUUUUUUCCUUAUCUUGCAUUCAAAUUCAGGGGAAAGCCUCUACAGUCACUCCUGACAAAAUAUUUUCUCUCCUUGCAUUCUGGCUCUGCAGUACUAGAAAAAUAAACUCCCCAGGGCUAUCUGGAAAGUCUCUUCUUUGUGCUCUCCCCCAACUUCCCUGUACAUUUUGCAGCCUGAUAUUUUGCAAAGGUUUUGCCACCAGAUCCUUGCUCUCCAUGUCACACACAGAUUUAUCGCAGCUCAGCUGCCUAUUUGGCUCUGUUGCGUAUGUUAGCUUGUAUUUGCAAAGAAAGAAGUUGCUGAUCCUCCAGCCCUUGACACACACCUCACCUGCGACUGUGUUUCGAGGAGGUAAACCAUGGCAAGGCUUCAUCCUGAGGCCACCAGCGGGCACAGCUCCUCCUUUGGUCUACAUCUGGGGAACCACAGCAUCCCUCAUGAUUCUUUGCUGAUGUAGUGUUCACCUAAGCUCAGACAUCCUUUUUGCCACAUCCAGGCACAAUCCCUCCUCUCCUUAACUUUGUCUCUAGUACACAGGCAGGCAAUCACAGAAACUAUGUCAUGAAAAGUCUUUUCCUCUCCAUGCCCAUAAACAAGCCCUAUUACUUGUGUCACAGAUCUUUGCCACCUGCUGCAGCCUCUUCUAAGCACACACAUCAGACUCGAGCUUUCUGUGUUUGUAAUUAUAACAGUCAUGAAUUCCUCAGGAUUUGGCCAACCUCUACCCCCUAGCAAAGCAAGCAAUAGGGGAGAGGCAAGAAAUCCAAGCAAUGCAGUGGUAAUUCAUCCUUACCUGACAGCGAAGCGGAGCUGGUAGGAGGAUAGCUUGCUGAAGAGAUAGAGAAGGUGGGAAACGUCUCUAAAUGUAAGUUCAAGUAGGAGUUACGAUCGACAAGUGUGAGGUCCUGGUGGUAUAUAAAUACGUGUUUUGCUCUGCUCAGGAAGAGUCUCUGAGCAGAGCACACGGCUGACGGCACCUCUCUGGCAUUGGUGUCCCUGGGCUCCUCUCCCCAGGGUUUGGGGGAGAGCCGGGCUCUGCAGGGUGGCACAGAAGGGCCCUUGCCGGGUACAACACUGGUAGACCAAAGGCUUAAGCUGAACAAGCAAUUUGCUGCUGUCGAGCAGACAAGCUAGCUUGGUUUCACACCAGCUUCUCAUAGGAUGCAACAACCAAGGGUCAGAAAAUGUCUGGCACGAGUCAGCUGGUCACAGCAACACGCUGGCUGGUGCUCGCCCGAGUGCCUGCAGAGGAGACCAAAGGGAUUUGAGCACAAAGGGAGGAAAGAAAGCAACAAAAGAUUUGAUUUCAUAGUUUUCUGUGUUAACAAUGGGUUUGGUUUUUCUGGUCGGUAUUUCACUCUGUUCUGGUUUAACCCUCUCCGCCCAUCUCUGCGAGUUUAAUGUGCUUUCCCCUCAGCAUUUCUGCUCCUAGAGCAAUGCACGAGUCACACAGGCUCUUCCCUCCCAUCCUCCAUCUUUCCUUUAACCCAGGACAGGUCCUGUUGGCACUGAGAUGCCAUCACUGGCCUUCACUGAAAGGGGUUAUCGAGGGGUAGGGAGCCUGCUUCCCUAAGGCUCUGACCCAGACUGUCUGCAGACUCGAGCAUGUACCACUGCAGUAGUUGACCUUCCAAUUACAGGCUUCUCCAUGUAGACAAGGGGACCGGAUCCGGCCUUUUAUAUAGAAUUAAAACUCCAUUUCCAUUCAGUUUGAGUCCAGGGAGAGGCUGCAGAAACGCACCCACUGGGCUGGUCCCAUGACUUUAUUCAUUUCUCUUUCUAUGAUGCCCCCAACCUUGCCCUAUCACUUUGGUAAUUAUCACAGAACCACAGCCAAGGAUGCACAGUUAAACUGAAAUAAUUUCAGAUUUAAGGUUGGUUUUCUUUCAGCGUACAUCCUUUACUUUUGGCAAAGACAGGUUUGAACUGAAAACUCCUGUGCUUGGGCACAAGCCAAGGGGGUGGAGGGGGAAAGCAGCCUUUUCAAAGUGGGAAUAUUUGUAAAGCAUUUGCUAACACCAGUAGGUAGCGAAAUUCAAAACUAUAAAUACCCAUCCAGGAUAAGAAACAUCAGAAAGGGAACACGUGCAGGAUUCACCGAGGCAACCCUGAUACCACUUUGGAGCAGGUGCCCUGGGCAGAUGGUGCCCAGGACACCAUCCUUUGUGUGGAAGCGCAGGGCCUAUCCCCCCGCUGCCACAACCACCGGCCAGGCACCAGCUCCUCCUGGUUUGAAGCCAAACUGGAAGAGUCGUGUUUCACACACAGCAUGAACACAUCAGGAAUUGCAGCUGGGCACUUCUCUUUGCUGAUCAAUGUUUCUUUUUUCUGCAGGAUGAUAUGGUAUAUCUUAUAUACUUUCUUUGUAUUUCUUGGCAUGAGAAAAAAUUAAAAUGUAACAUGCAUGGUCAAA